UAUACACACAUAAAUACAUAUAGAAUUGCUAGAAAAUGAAGCAAGAGCUGAUAAAAUUAUUGUUCAUAGCAUUUGUGUGCGGCAAUGUACAAACGAUUUUUGGCGCCACCAACGUUAGCACGGUGGACGAGAACUGUCCAUCGCUGGCCAAUGCGGACAGCCUACAGUAUACCGAGCUGAUCCAGAGAAUGACGCACGUCUGCCGCUACGAUCGCUUGGAGCGGCCCAUAGAAUACGACCAGAUAACGUCCAAGCGUCUGCCCAUUGUGGUCAAGCUGCGCAUCUAUGUGUACUUGCUGCAGAAUCUCAAUUCGGAUCUGCUGCAGUUCAAGAUGCACGCGCUGCUGCAGCUGAGCUUCCAGGACAAGCGUCUCGCCUACAAGGAGUUUGCGCCAGAGCGACGGGAAACGAUCUUGGGCCAGAAGCAUUUGAGCGAACGACUCUGGCUGCCGCACAUAUUCUUUGCCAACGAACGAGAGUCCAGCAUAUUGGGCACCGACGAGAAGGAUGUGCUGACGUCCAUAUCAAGGGAUGGCAACGUGAUUAUCUCGACGCGCAUUCAAGCCUCGCUCUACUGCUGGAUGAACUUCAAGAAGUUUCCAUUCGAUCAGCAAUACUGUUCCACGGUGCUGGAGAGCUGGAUGUACAACACUUCUGAUUUAAUUCUGGAGUGGGAGGAUCGUGCUCCUAUAUCCUUCGAUCCCGAUAUGCGACUCACUGAGUACAAUCUGGGUCAGUAUUGGCAUAACACCUCAGUUGUGCUCUCCGACGAGGUCAAUAUGCGACAUGGAGCCUUCCAGGGCAACUAUAGCUCGCUUAGCUACACAGUUAAUUUGCAGCGUGAGAUUGGCUUCUAUCUGCUGGACUACUAUCUGCCCUCCAUGAUGAUUGUGGCCAUCUCAUGGGUGUCCUUCUGGCUGCAAGCUGAUGCAUCACCGCCCCGUAUUAUGCUGGGCACCAGCACCAUGUUGUCGUUCAUCACGUUGUCCUCGUCGCAGAGCAAAACCUUGCCAAAGGUCAGCUAUAUAAAGGUAUCGGAGGUGUGGUUCAUUGGCUGCACCUUCUUCAUCUUCGGCAGCCUGGUGGAGUUCGCCUUUGUGAAUACGAUAUGGCGACGCAAGGAGAAUAUUGAGCUGAAGAAAGUGAAUAGUAAAUACAUUAUAAAAUCCACAUUAACGCCACGCCCCGCACGGCGCCAAAUGGGCGGCGGCUUAAGCAAUGAGUCAAGAGCGCGCUCCUGCUCCAGCUUAGACAACAUUGUAUCCAGCACGGAGAGCGUGCGCAAUGGCAAUGGCACAGUGAAUCCUGGCUUCAAUAACUAUCUCACAGUUCACCCUAAUCUGCCCAUUAUACGCACCGAAUGCGCUGAUACGCUUUCCGUGUGCAGCGCGCGCUCCAACCAUGAUCAUAUUGUGGAAAUUGAAAAUGACAAAGAGAAGGAGAAGGAUUCGGCCACAUUUACAACCAUGACGCCGCAAGAGAUUGCCAUGUGGAUCGAUAGGCGCUCGCGUCUGUUAUUCCCAGGCCUGUUUCUGGCUUUCAACGCGCUCUAUUGGCUUUUCGUGUAUUGUUUUUAAGCGCUCACACACCCAUACACAAUAAUAUAUAUAUACAUGUGACAUAUAAGCACACGCACACAUUAGUUGCCAUACAUGUGAAUUCAUAUACGCUCUUAAUAAUUAUGUUUACUUUUAAAUUAGUCGUAAGCUGAAUCAUCUCAUAGUCAUAGUUGUACAAAUAUCGCCCAAAUCGUAAAAAGACAAUCA
Molecule: messenger RNA, 1766 nt
Organism: Drosophila navojoa
Lineage: Eukaryota; Metazoa; Arthropoda; Insecta; Diptera; Drosophilidae
Gene: SecCl
Product: Secretory chloride channel
Biological process (GO): monoatomic ion transmembrane transport
Cellular component (GO): membrane
Molecular function (GO): transmembrane signaling receptor activity; extracellular ligand-gated monoatomic ion channel activity
Source: RefSeq, a predicted model, not a curated record